Molecule: messenger RNA, 774 nt
Organism: Talaromyces amestolkiae
Lineage: Eukaryota; Fungi; Ascomycota; Eurotiomycetes; Eurotiales; Trichocomaceae
Exons: 2
Coding region: 1-774 (257 amino acids)
Source: RefSeq, a predicted model, not a curated record
AUGGCUCCCUCACCCCGUCCAGUCUUCGUCCUUGUACCCGGCGCUUCCCAAACUCCAGCUGCCUAUGGCUACCUCCUACACCUCCUUCAACAAAAAGGAUACGGCGCCUUCAGUGCUCUUCUGCCCAGUGUCGGGGCCACGGGACAAGUCACUGCCGCCCAUGACGCGGAAUACGUACGUUCGCGCAUGCUUCUCCCGGUGCUUGACAUUGAACAGCACGAUGUCAUCAUAAUCAGCCAUUCUUAUAGCGGAGUCCCAGCCAGCGCGGCUGCUCUAGGUCUUGGAAAGGCAGAUAGAAUCGCUGAGGGCAAAAAGACAUCGAUUCUGGGUCAGAUAUUCAUUGCUGCGGUUGUUGCUAAGGGAGGGGAUGGAUUGGAUCUUGUCGCAAACUUUGGGGGGAACAUGCCACCGCAUAUUCGCGAGCCAGCAAAUCUCUUAAGAUGCGACGAUCCUAAGCCACCUUUAUUCAACGACCUACCGACGGAACUCGCAGAUGCUGCAGUCCUAUCCUGCGUCAGCCAAUGCAAGACUUCAUUCAUAAGCCCUUGUCCAGCUGCAAGCUGGGACAGUGAAGCAUACAAGGGCCGGAUUGCUUAUGUUAAGACAAUCAAUGAUCAGGCAGUUCCUUACGCUGCACAGGCCAUGAUGCUACAAGCUUCCGGUCAGGAAUGGAUUACGCGCGAUAUCGAAACGGGGCAUAGCCCACAACUGGUGGCGCCGGAGAAGUUGGCUGAUAUUCUGGUUGAGAUUGCAGAGCACUUUGAGGCACUAUAA